AUGUUGCCAAGACUAUUCACAAGCGGAGGCAAUUUCAUGUCGAAGUUUUCCAUUGGAGAUCAAGAACAAACCCUCCGAAAUUACCGUUACCUCGAACUCGGACUCGGAUUCGGACUUAUGUGUUUUGGUACAGUAUUUAUUAGCAAUUAUGGAAGCAAGGUUCCUUAUUCUGACCGAGGCUUUUCAAUCUCAAUGUGA
Botrytis fragariae is the source of this 198-nucleotide messenger RNA. RefSeq lists its product as uncharacterized. The transcript has 2 exons. Bases 1 to 198 code for a protein of 65 amino acids. The record is from RefSeq and is a predicted model, not a curated record. Lineage: Eukaryota; Fungi; Ascomycota; Leotiomycetes; Helotiales; Sclerotiniaceae.